This is a messenger RNA of Exserohilum turcica Et28A, 3508 nucleotides long. RefSeq lists its product as uncharacterized. Gene Ontology annotation, biological process: intracellular protein transport; vesicle-mediated transport; endosomal vesicle fusion. Gene Ontology annotation, molecular function: protein binding. NCBI's taxonomy places the organism in Eukaryota, Fungi, Ascomycota, Dothideomycetes, Pleosporales, Pleosporaceae. Gene Ontology annotation, cellular component: fungal-type vacuole membrane; cytoplasm. The coding region runs from base 1 to 3201 and encodes 1066 amino acids. The transcript is spliced from 4 exons. The record is from RefSeq and is a predicted model, not a curated record.
AUGCUCUCUGCAUUCACCGCCCGGCCCAUCGUCGAGCUCAAACAGCGCGACAAGUCCAAGAUCGAGUCGAUCCUCGCAUACGGCGAUCGUGUACUUGUCGGGCUCAACACGGGCUCCCUGCGCAUAUACCGCGUCAACGACCAGCCCGAAGACGACGACGUCGAGCACCAGCAGAAUGGCGACCAGAACGGCGACGCGCAGCAGCCACCCACGCCCAAGCCCAAGUCCGCAGACCUGCUCCGCGAAGAAGAGAAGUUCUCGCGCCGACCGAUCCAGCAGCUCGCCAUCAUCAAGGAGGCAAACAUACUUGUCUCGCUGUCGGACAACUAUGUCUCGAUCCACGACAUCCAGACGUACACACUGCAGGAGAAGCUGGAGAAGACCAAAGGCGCCACCACAUUCGCUGCGGCCAGCAACAUUAUAAAGGACCCGUCGACGGGCAUUCCGUCUAUUGUGAGCCAUCUGGCUGUGGCGGUGAAGCGCAAGAUCAUACUGUGGACAUGGCAGGACAUGGAGCUGACGGGCGACGCGGUCGAGAUGUCGCUCAUCGCCUCGGUCAAGAGCUUGACAUGGGCAACGGGCACAAAGAUUGUCGCGGGCAUGGACCCGGGCUUUGUCAUGGUUAAUAUCGAAACACAGGAAGUCCAAGACAUUAUCAAGCCAGGUGCGCUCGCAGAGAAUGCAAGUCAGGGCGGUGUGCGCUUUGGCGCCGUGUCAUCCUCUGGCAUGGGAUACAUGGGCAUGGGCAGCUGGGUGCCGAGGCCUCUUGCGACACGGCUUGGAGAGGGCGAAAUGCUGCUGGCCAAGGAUGUCAACAGCUUGUUCAUCGAUACGGACGGCAACGCCCUGGACAAGCGCCAGGUACCCUGGCAAUCUGCCCCCGAAACCAUUGCUUAUUCCUAUCCGUACAUGCUCACGCUGCAGUCGCCUUCAAAGGGCAGCCUGGAAAUCAGGAACCCGGAUACGCUUAGCUUGCUGCAGCUCAUCUCCCUGCCGAAUGUCAAUUUCCUCCAUGUGCCUCAGCCCAACAUUAGUCUAGCCCAUGCUGGAAAAGGCUUCCUGGUCGCCAGCGAUCGCUGUAUAUGGCGGAUGGGAGCGCAGAGCUACGAGACGCAGAUUGAUGAGCUGGUGGCCAACGGGCGGUACGACGAGGCCUUGAGCCUGCUCAACAUGCUGGAAGACACACUGCUUCUGGACAAAGAGGGACGGAUACGAGAGAUCCAGAUACUCAAGGCCCAAGCACUGUUUGAAAUCAAAAAGUACCGUGAGGCCAUGGAACUCUUCAUCGAUGCAAAGGCACCGCCCGAGCGGGUCAUUGCCUUGUAUCCGCGGUCUAUCGCUGGGAACUUGGCGCCCGAGGAGAGUGUCAAGGGCGACGGAAGCGUUACAGACGAGGAAGAAACGAAUGGAGAGAAGAGCGCCAAGGAAUCUGGUGAAAGCACGCCUCCUCCUGCAUCGGCGAUUGGCCGAACCAUGAUGGGGCGGUUUGGUGUGGGCGGACAUAAGAAGAUUGACUCUGACGCUGCCUCUAUCCGCACCACUGCUGUCAAGGACGACGCCGCGGAGACAGCGAGCAUUAGGAAGAAAGCACCCGAGGCACCGCAGCCUGACAAGGCCGUCUCGGAGAAGGAGUUCAAAGAGUCUGUUCGUGCUCUGCAGUCGUUCCUUACGCAAUGCCGCGUGCAGAUUAAACGCUACAUCGACACGGAGGGUAAUCUUAGGGAGCCCCUGCCGACGCCGAGUGGCAGCCAGCUGGAAGCGGAAAAGCCGCCUUUCCACUUUUUUAUUGAAGAAGAUGCGCUGCAGGGCCCGGUAGACUGGAAAGCCAAGCUGCUUGAAGUAGCCCAGCUAGUCGACACGACGCUCUUCCGCGCCUACAUGAUUGCAAACCCCAGCGUAGCAGGCUCGCUCUUCCGCCUCCCCAACUUUUGCGAGCCAGACGUGGUCCAAGAAAAGCUGUACGAGACGGGCCGUUACGCCGACCUAAUCGACUUCUUGCACGGCAAGAAGCUGCACAGACAAGCACUGGAAUUGCUGGAAAAAUUCGGCAAGAAUGAGGCGGAUGAAGAGGUCUCGCCCGCACUGCAGGGCCCACAGCGUACCGUCGGCUAUCUGCAGGCACUGCCCCCGGAGCUGAUUGAUCUGAUCCUCGAGUAUGCCGAGUGGCCGCUGCGCGUCAACCCAGACCUGGGCAUGGAGGUUUUCCUGGCCGACACGGAAAACGCAGAGACGCUGCCGAGAGACCGGGUGCUCGAGUUUCUGCAGAAGAUCGACCUCAAGCUGGCCGUCAGGUACCUGGAGCAUAUCAUCGAGGAGCUCAACGACCUCAAUGUCGAUUUCCAUCAGCGGCUCGUGGAUUUGCUGCUGGAACGGCUGAAGAGUGGAGACUUUGCGGGCGAUGAGGAAAAGGCGGACUGGAGAGAGAGGCUGCAGUCGUUCUUGAAGAAGAAUAAUGCACAGUACAACCGGUAUCGCGUGUUUCAGCAGCUGCCGGCAAAUGAUCCAGAUUACUACGAGGCACGGGCGAUUGUGUUGAGUAAGAUGGGAUCACACAAGCAAGCACUGGCAAUCUAUGUGUUCCAGCUGAAAGACUACAGGAAAGCAGAGGAAUACUGCAACCAGGUCUACACAGCGCCACCAGCGUCUUCUUCGCCCAACCGGCCUUCGCAGCCUGCGACCAACAACAUCCAAGGCACCAUUGAGGACACGGAGCUCUCCAUCUACCAUGUUCUUCUAUCCCUGUAUCUUUCGCCGCCGCCUCCGCAUGCGCCAAACUGGCCUCCAGCCCUCGAGCUCCUAUCCAAGCACGGGGCGCGACUGCCGGCAGCCACAACGCUGGACCUGAUACCGCCGACGCUGCCGGUCAAGGAUCUAGAGUCGUAUUUCUUUGGGCGGAUCCGCAAUGCCAACUCGCUGCUCAACGAAGAGCGCAUUGUUUCGCGGCUGCGGGGCGUAGAGAAGGUGGCCGUGGAAGCAGCCAUGCUACUCGGGACUGACAACAAGGUGGACCAGCACGGAAGGAGGGUGCCAGGCGGACUGAACCGGAGGGUGGUGAUUGACGAGGACAGGCACUGUGCCGUGUGUCACAAGCGGUUCGGGGGGAGUGCGAUCCGCGUGUUUCCCGACAACAGCGUGGUGCAUAGCGGGUGCAUGAGGGGCGGCGUGGGGCGGAGAGCGCCUGGGACGUCGGAAUGGCGGUGAUGGUGACGGUGAUGGUGGACGAGUCAUGGCAGCGGUAGUUUUUGCGCAGAUACCCGUUUGACGGAAUAGGAAUAAAAUGUCGUGUGGGCACACUCAGUCGUCGUCAACCACCUCCUCGCCAUACGUUGCCUCGGCGGCUGCAUCGUCGGCGGCCUUGUCGUCGGCCAUUUUCUGCGUCAGGAAGUCGUUGAUGUCCUUUUGCAUGUGCUUGAGCGACGCGGCGAGCUCGCCCAGGUAGGCGACGCGGUCGGGCGUCGAUGGCGGGGAAGAGGCGAGGGCUGGGAGGGCGGCGGUGAAUGUGUGCGAC